AUGGCGCCCAACUUGCUUGUUGCCACCCAGACGCUCUUCACUCCCCACAAAUGGUUCACCCGCAAAUCGUCCGAGAAGUCGGUCCGCCGCAGCGAGCACUGGAAUGACCCCAUGCCCGGCACUUACGAGUACAUCCCUGGCCGCGGAUGGUAUCUCGCCAGGCCCGACGCCGCCGACGGCAGCCCUGGUGAACGCCUGGAGAAGCCCCGCCCCGUCAAGUACAGUCGCGUACUCCGCCGCUACCUGUUCGACGCCGAGUACCAGCGCCGCAAGCUCUCUGGCGAAAUUACCGACUCCCACGGCAAGGUCCGCGAGGCCGGUUUCUUCCUCCUGGACGACGGCAUCGCCUGGGUCAACUGCUGGAACCACAAGGGCGAAUUCGUCCCCGGACCCUACGAGCGCUGGGUCAUCGAUGAGCGCAACGAGAAGUUCCGCAAGAUGCUGAAGGGCGACGACCCCGAGUGGCGCAAGAAACACACCACCACCCGCAGGACGAGCGGCGACCGCCCUCGCAGGAGCGCAUCCGUCGACAGCGACGAGGACGACAAGAACCGCGUCUACCAGAUCCCCUCCGUCGGCCAUUCCCGCCCGGCUUCCACCAUUGACAUGAUGCUCAACUCGCCCCCCGCCUCACGCCCGCCUUCGCCCAAGAAUGGCAUGACGCGCUCCGAAGGUGUCAGUAGGGUCAACUCCAGGGUCAACUCCGGCGCAAACAGCUGCGCAAACAGCAUCAUCGGCGUCAAGCUCGCAUCGCGCCCCAGCAACCUGCGCGAGAACAGCAGCAGCGAGGCCGACACCCCGGUCAGCGUCGGCUCCUCCUCCACGACCAUCUCCAACAUGGCUGCCGCCUGCUCCGCCCAUCACCAUCAAAGCCUCGCCGCCGCCGUUUCGUCGCGACUGGAAGAGCAGAGCCUCGCGCAGCAGCGGGUGCACUAA
Diplodia corticola is the source of this 936-nucleotide messenger RNA. RefSeq names its product pyranose 2-oxidase. The record is from RefSeq and is a predicted model, not a curated record. The transcript has a single exon. Lineage: Eukaryota; Fungi; Ascomycota; Dothideomycetes; Botryosphaeriales; Botryosphaeriaceae. The coding region runs from base 1 to 936 and encodes 311 amino acids.